CCAUUUGAGGCCGCUCAGCCCCAUAAAUGCCAUUUGCAUGGGGAUAGGAUGUAACAAGAGCUGUAAAUCACUGAUGGCGGAGUGAACUCCUCAGGGGCAGACACGGCGGAGCCGAGCCUCCGCGAGCUGAGGCAAUGUGUGAACGAUAUCUUUUGUUGGGGGAGAGGACUGAUCGCAAUUAGAUGAUACUUAUCUGGCCCUUUGAUGUGUAUUUACACAAACAACGUUUUCCUCCGGGAGUUCAGGUAUAAAGUAGGGGCUCGCGGUCUCCGCCACCCUCCUUCCCGGCAUCUCUGAAACAAGGCAGGAUGACCAAGGCCCCUUUCUCCGUCGAAUGGUUGUCCCAGAGCAGCCAGGCUCUCAAGAGCCCCACCGAGGGCUCUCCGCACCGAGCGUCCUCCGCGGGCCACCGGCCCGGCUCUGGCUCCAGUCCUGGCUCUGGCUCCAGCCCCGGCUCCGGCGAGCGGAGCCGGGAGCAGUCCGCCGGGCCGCGGGCCGGGAGAAGCGGCAGGAGCAGGGAGCGCCUCCCGCGCCGGGAGAGGAGGGUGGGCGGGCGGGCCUGGGGCCCCUCAGGGCCCCGGGAAGGCACCACUUCGCUGUGGCAAAGGAGUCGGGCGAUUCCCUACGCGGUUCCCGGGCGUGGCUGACCCUUUCCUCCUUCUCCCUGUCCUCAGGAGCAGACGGGCGGCCGUCGGGAGCUGGGCAACCCGUGCCUGAGGAGGGUCCCGAGGAGCCCGGCGGCCGCGGCGGGCGGCGGCUGCGCACGGCGUUCAGUGCCGAGCAGAUCAGCACCCUGGAGAGCUCCUUCCAGCGGCAGCAGUAUCUGGGAGCCGCCGAGCGCCGGCAGCUGGCGGGCAGGAUGCGCCUCUCCGAGGUGCAGAUCAAGACUUGGUUUCAGAACCGCCGGAUGAAGCUCAAGCGGCAGCUGCAGGAAUUGAGGACGGAGCCUUUCUGCAGCCCCCCUCUCCCUUACGGACCUCAGGGCGGUGUGGUGCCCUUGCCUCUCGCAUACGUGGCCCGACCACCACCUCUGCCCCGGCAAGGGGCCGCCUCUGAGGGCUUCACCUUGGCGGCUCUGCCGGCACCCGCCCUGGACCUCAGCAGCGCCUGCAGAACACAGCCAGUAGGCUUUUGGGCGGCACCCUGCUUUGUGGGGUACAGGGAUCCCAGAGCUUUCUUGCUGGGUGUCUGACCCUCUGAUAUGGACUAUGACUAAAGAGGAUUUGCACUACUGAUAGAUGUUUGGGCUGCCCUUGUCUGUAACUGCCUGGCGGAGUUAUGAUGCAGCACUGAACAAAACAUUUUGCAAAGACAUGCUGGACAACCUGGACUACGGACUUCAGGCCUCUGCAUUUAUAGGCAACUAUAAAAUAGAAACAGAGUGGGACAAACUAGUAUAAAUGGAAUCCUUUAAUAAACCUAUUUUUUUUUCCA
Messenger RNA from Chiroxiphia lanceolata (lance-tailed manakin), 1434 nucleotides. Its product is annotated as homeobox protein MSX-1-like. The record is from RefSeq and is a predicted model, not a curated record. Gene Ontology annotation, biological process: regulation of DNA-templated transcription. Lineage: Eukaryota; Metazoa; Chordata; Aves; Passeriformes; Pipridae. Gene Ontology annotation, molecular function: DNA-binding transcription factor activity, RNA polymerase II-specific; DNA binding.